Messenger RNA from Neocloeon triangulifer, 4335 nucleotides. RefSeq lists its product as uncharacterized. The record is from RefSeq and is a predicted model, not a curated record. The transcript is spliced from 15 exons. Lineage: Eukaryota; Metazoa; Arthropoda; Insecta; Ephemeroptera; Baetidae. The coding region runs from base 173 to 4138 and encodes 1321 amino acids.
UGAAUCAAAACAGAAAUAAUAGAAAACGAGGUAUUGAGGAGUCCAAGAUGGCGUUACCCAAGGAGUGACUCCAGCGUCGAGAAAUUUCGAUUUCGCCGUAAAUUUAGCCGAUCGUCAUACUAAAAAGGUAUCUCUCUACUUGCUUGUCUGUAAUGUGAAGCACACGGCCACGAUGGAUUCAAGUGGACCGUGGGCUUCAUACACGUACAAUGGGCUACCCCCCUCACAAGCUCCUCCGCCGGGCACUUUGGCCUCAUCCUCUGCAGGACAGCGGACUGUGGCGGACCUGCAAGCCAUGGGCAACUCGCAACUGCUUCUGGCUGGAAUGAGUCCAGCGGCGGUUGCAGUGGCGGCCAAUUCGUCUUUUCAGCUGGGAAACUACGACUCAGCCAUGUUCAGCUCGCUGUUUCACCACCAAAAGCAGCAACACCACCGAUCUCACCAGGCUGUUGGUCAGCCCGUCCAAAUGGAGCAGUCCUCGCCUUGGACCCCGCAGACAAACAGCCUGGGCAAUCCGUUUGGUGUCUUGCCCCACCAGGCCUCUCAAAAAACCAACGUUAGCCCCAACAAAGGCGAAAACACUUUCUCCGCUCACAUCAUCCCCCCGUUCGCUCACUCGGCCUCUAACUAUGGCAACGCUGGUGCCCCCAAUUUGCCCUUUGUGCCACAGAAAACGGCGCCCAAGGUGCCCAUUUUCACCCCCAAAGCCCCUCCGAAGCACAAGGCUGCCCCGCCACCCCCUUCAGAGCCUCGUUACAAUCCUUCGGCAGCCGCGGCUAUGGCUGCUGCGUCGGCUGUGAUCAACAACACAAAAGCCUCCAACAUAAUUGUCCAUCGCAGCUUCCCUCCUCAUCUUCAACCCCACUGUCGCAGCUAUCCAAGUCCGGACAGCGACUAUCAGCAGCGAAACACACCGGACAGCGUAUCUUCAUCAGGACCGUAUGGCGAUUCUGACUGCCACAUGUCCAUGGAGCGGCCGAGUCCCAAUCCAAGCAGUCCCUAUUACAAUAUGGCAUCUCCUGAUUCUUGCGUCUACUCCAAACCCACUCUCGAACGCCAACCCCAGCCGCAACAACAAGCCCAAGUCCCUCCCCCACACCACCAAUUCCCUAUGAAACCGCACAACAACUGGGAAGAGAAGCGGACGGUGCCCGCGCACAGCCGCAGCUACAACAACUACGCCGAAGCAGAGAACAAUAAUGCUUUUAAUGUUUCAGAUCAGCAGCAGCAGCACUACCACUCUACCAUCAACUUAGCUGAUUUGCAUGGCGGUUCGGACGAGUUGCUAACGCAUGGUGGUUCUGAUAGCGAAGACUACGAACGGAGCAGCAGCAAGCGGCAGCGGCGCAACAAACGGGCCAGAAAAAGCGACAGCCCCGAGAAAAUAAACCGGCAGCUCACUCUUCUUCAACCGGUGCACGCUGAAGACGGAUACGCUGCGUCAGCCCUUGGUUUCCACUCGAGGGUAGCCUUCCCGCCUUUGCCCCAGCACCAAACCCAGGUGCACCAACAGAACGCCCAGCACCACCAACAACCCCCUCAGCAGGUGGUGCCACAAAACAAUAAUUAUCACCAGCCAGAGCAGCCGCAAUCAAAAUCUGUUGGGUCUCUGAUUGACGAAGAACUUGGGUUCCUAGAAAUGUCUAACGCCAACAAAAAGGGCAACACCUCCUCUGGGCCAACAGUGCAGCUCAAGAAGGAGACGCCUGGGUUCAUGGAUAGUUUCAUUAAGUUUCUCAAUGGUGAUCAGGAAAACUCAAUGGGCAGUAGUUCUGGUGUGCGAGGUAGUGGACGAAAGUCGCCUCCUAAGCAAAGGGGCCGCACCAUUCCACAGAAGCCUCCUUGCCCAGAAGUGGCAGUACCGCCUCAGCCGCAUCAGCACAUUCCGCAGCAAGUUCAAAUGCAGCAACAGCCGCCGGAGCUGCAACACCCAGGCUAUCAGAUCCACCAGGUGCCGCAACUCGAAAACGCCGGUCUUAGGGAGGAAAGUGGUGAGCUUAGUGGCCGCGGUAGAAAGCGCUCUCUUCCGCCAGAGAACCUGAACGAAGGUGGUCCAUCCGAUGAAUUCGAGUCGCAAUCCAGUAGCAACGAGGCUAUGUUCAAUUUGGCCGCUCAGAGUUCUGACAAGCAUAUAGAUAGCACUGACAAAAUGUACCAGCCAAGAGUUGUUCUAUCAAGGAUAUCAGACUAUCAAUUAAAGAGGUUGUCACAAACUGAGGAUGAAAGCAACAGCGAAGACUGUAUGCCAGUAGCUGAUGCAGCAGAUGAAGUAUUCUCUCUGCCCGAGAAAUACAAGCUAAUGCCUGAUGAAAGCGGAAUGCAGAUUCCUAAUUACGAGAACAAUAUUGAGAACUGCUUCCAAAUGCAAGGUGUUAAUAUUACUGUGUCUGGGACGAGCCCAACCUCUCUACUGGAGGACUUUGAGAAAUGUCUCUCUGGAGAGCUUCCAUUUGAAGUAGAUAUCAAAGAUGGUUUGGAAUCAGAUAGCAGCAGGUGUCAGUCCUUAAUGUUAGCUGCGCAAGGAGGAUCUUCCGAGAGAGAAAAUAAGAAAUUGGAACAUAUGUUACCACCAAUCAGUUGCAUAAAUAAAAAGACUGACACAAUUCAGGAUCUCAAAGUGGCUGCUAAUUGUAAGAGUGGCUCAGAUACAGACUUUAGACGGGUAAAGCUGAGUCAAAAUCCUUAUUACGGAACAUCCAACACAGAUAUUGAGAACUGCAAAAGUGGUGAAAACUUUUGUGUUCCAUCUACCACAUUUGACCCUGAGAGUGAGAUGAUGGAGAUAAUGCAAGAAAAUAAUAUCAAUUGUAAAGUAAAGCAAGAAAUGCCUGAAAAUUCUCUCUCAAAUAGCAAGGCUAUCAAGGCUGAUAAUAAUGAGGCACUUGAUAGACCAGUCAAGUUACCUGUUAAUAUCAAGACAAUUGAUGAAGAAAUGGAAACUCUAUUGGGCAAAAACAUCAUCUCAAAAAUGAAAUUUUUGAUUAAGACCAAAGCAGAAAUGAAACCAGAGGAUGCUUUCAAAAAAGCAUUUCCGUCCAUCAACAUCAAGCAAAAUCGAAAGAUUGAGAGUACAUCAGUUAAGAGGAAGCUACCAGGAAUGCACAGUGCAAAAUCUAAACCUGGACCAAAACGUUCAAAAAUGGAAGCUAUUGCCCCAAAACAAGUGAAGGAAGAGGUGACAGAAUUGGAAGAAAGCGAUCUUCAGCCAAAGCUUCCUCCGAAUAUGAGGAGGAGGAAGUAUAAGACUGGUACUUUUAUGACUCAUGUGAAAGACACUGAAAAGGGCUACCCCAGAUUGUAUCGAGUUGACGGACCAGAGAUGAAACAGGUCUAUGAGCCAUUUAUGGAAAACGGAGAGCUUCUGUACAGAAGCAAGCCAAGUUAUAGCAGUUGGAAUCUUGACUCGUAUAGAGAGUUUAAGGUCGAACAGAUUGAGUUUUACAAAAAGUCUGCAAACAUGAAUAUUGUUAGGGUGAUUUUACCACAUUCUCCGAAGAAAACCAAAAGGGGCAUCAAAACCAAAUCUGUCUUUGCCACAGCCGAGGUGGAAGACAUUUUCCGAACUUACAUCCAGGCGCUCUUGUCACAAGCUGUCGAAGGUGGAUUUUUGCAAGUGAUUUUUGAAGAAAAGGAAACACUCUUUACUAUUCCAAUUGAAAAGAUUGACAAACUGAAUGAGCAACGGAAAAACAAACUGCAGAGUAUCUAUAAUUUUCCUCAACAAAUCUUGGAUAUGCUGGAUCGAUGGCCUCAGUUCCGACCACAAAAUUUAACAGUUUACAACAAAUGUCAGUGCUGCCAAAAGGAAAAUGCCAUCCAUCUCCUUGAAGCUUGUGGAAAUGUUUAUUGUAAACAAUCACUGAAUCCUGUAGACCCAGACCUAAUUGCUGCUGAUGAAAGUGAAUUCAUUGCCUGCCAUAAAUGCUCCUUGAGAGUUUAUAAAUACUGUAAAAUUGCCCAUCUUAAGAUAAACUGCUACCAGUUGUGUCAUAAAGAAAUGGAACAAUAUGAUGUUGCAUCAAGGAUUGGUAAAAUUUUGGAGACAGUCCACUCAUCUUGGUUUGAAAAUCUUUUUGGCAAUCUUAAGGAUUUGUGGGCGCUGGUUGAUAGCAUAGAUCCUAACUGUGCAACUGAAUAAAGUUGGGAAUUUAAGUAACUAUCAAAAAGAAUGAAGCCACUGGUAAAUAGAUUGAAUUAGUUAAUUUGUUAAUUGGUACCUAUAUAAUGUACAUUAGUGCAUUUUACGUCAUCGCUAGGGUCACAACGAGAUAAUGAAAUCUUUUUGCCAACUGUUUUGUCCCCAAAAUAAAACCACACUUGUAACAACCCCCGAGA